Messenger RNA from Fusarium sp. VM40, 3603 nucleotides. The record is from the annotation of a GenBank genome assembly. Lineage: Eukaryota; Fungi; Ascomycota; Sordariomycetes; Hypocreales; Nectriaceae.
AUGUAUAUCAAGCAGAUUAUCAUCCAAGGCUUCAAAAGCUACAAGGAUCAGACUGUCAUCGAACCUUUUUCUUCAAAGACCAAUGUAAUUGUCGGUCGCAAUGGUUCAGGAAAAAGUAACUUCUUCGCAGCCAUCCGCUUCGUUCUGAGCGAUGCGUACACACAGAUGAGUCGCGAAGAGCGACAAGGUCUCCUCCACGAGGGCUCCGGCUCUGCUGUCAUGUCGGCAUACGUUGAGAUCAUAUUCGACAACAGCGACGACCGAUUCCCGACCGGCGGAAAAGAAGUCAUCCUACGCCGUACUAUCGGCUUGAAGAAGGAUGAAUAUUCAGUUGACCGCAAGGUUGUCACCAAGGCCGACGUCAUGAAUCUGCUCGAAGCUGCGGGCUUUUCGCGAUCGAAUCCCUACUACAUCGUACCGCAAGGACGAGUGACUGCCCUUACCAACAUGAAGGAGUCUGACAGACUCAACCUACUAAAGGAGGUAGCGGGAACACAGGUGUACGAAACACGUCGCGCCGAAUCACUUAAAAUCAUGACCGAGACAAACAACAAGAGGGAAAAGAUCGACGAGCUCCUGGUGUACAUUAAGGAAAGACUCAGCGAGCUCGAGGAAGAAAAGGAAGAGCUCCGAGGCUUCCAAGACAAGGACAGAGAAAGACGAUGCCUCGAAUACGCCUAUUACCACAACAUACAGAUUGGAGUACAAGAAGCACUGGAGGAGCUGGAUAAUGCUCGACAGGAUGGCAUUGACAGUUCCGAUACCAACCGAGCUGAGUUUUCCGACGGUGAAAGGGCGAUUUCCAGACUCGACGCGGAAAUACACAAGCUGCAAAGGGAAAUGGAGUUGCUACAGAUCGAUCGGCGACAACUUGAGGAGGACAGACGUGAUGGUGCAAAGACCAUGGCCAAGGCGGAGAUGAAGACAAAGAACGUGAAAGAGGGUCACUCUGCUCAGGAACAAGCUCGAGCUCAGCAUGCCGCUGAUCUCGAAUCUGUGCAGAACGACAUAGCCUCCAAAGAGCAGCAACUUUCAAGGAUCAUACCAGCAUACAACGAAAAGAAACAACAAGAAGAUGAAAUUCGGCGACAACUCGAUCAUGCCGAAGCCACACGCAAUCGUCUGUUCGCCAAGCAGAGCCGCGGUUCCCAAUUUAGAACCAAGUCGGAACGCGAUGCAUGGUUGAGGAAAGAGAUCCAAGAACUUGAAAUCAACAUCAGCACUCAAAAAGCGAACAAAAUUGAUGCAGACGAGGAAGUUGAGAGGGUCCACGAAUCAAUCGCUCAGGCGGAACAAGAGGUUGCUGAGUUGCGAAAUCGCUUGGCAAACUUCAGUGAUGAAAGAGGAGCUCUCGAAGAUGAGGUCGCAAAGGCAACGGACGUUCUGGACAAGCUCAACGACGAACGUAAACUUGUCAGACGCGAGGAUGACAAGCUCAACUCAGUUAUCACCAAUGCUCGCCAAGAAAAAGAGACGGCUGAACGCGAAUUGUCACACACGAUGGAUGGAGCUACUGCACGAGGUCUAGCGACAAUUCGACGAUUGAAGCAAGAGCGCGAUGUCCCAGGAGCUUACGGAACACUAGCCGAACUGCUUGAAGUUAGUGACGCCUACAGACUUCCCGUAGAGCAGAUUGCUGGUGCCAGUCUCUUCCAUUAUAUCGUCGACAAUGCAGACACUGCCACACAACUUGCAGACACUCUCUAUAGACAACAAGGUGGUCGAGUUACAUUCAUGCCUCUUGCUCAAUUACGACCCCGACAGAUCAAUCUUCCUAGGUCGAACGAUGCGGUGCCUCUUCUUAGUAAGAUCUCAUUUGACGAGGAGUACGAGAAGGCUUUCCAGCAAGUCUUUGGAAAGGUUGUUGUCUGCCCGAACCUGACAGUGGCAAGUCAAUAUGCCAGGAGUCAUGGCGUGGACGGUAUCACCGCAGAAGGUGACACAACCAACAAGAGGGGUGCUAUGACUGGUGGAUAUAUCGACCCUCGGAAAUCACGCCUGCAAGCCGUCCAGGCUGUAAAUAAAUGGCGGGACGAAUAUGAGAGGCUAUUGUCCCAGUCUCGGGACAUCCGACAACAGAUAGAGUUCAAGGACCAGGAGAUUACGGCCGCCAUGUCGGAACUACAGAAGGCUAAAGAGAGACUACGACAAUCUGUUGAUGGUUUUGAGCCUCUGCGACAUGAACUGGCCAACAAGUCGACACAUCUGGAGAAUGAGCGAGGCCAUCUCGAUGCAGCCACCAGACGUCGUGAUGCGGUCGAGAACAACAUGAACAGUUUCUUGGAAGACCUCGCUGCACAUGAGACUGAACUCAGGUCUGAUUUUAAGAAGAACUUAACAGCCGCUGAGGAACGCCAAUUGGAAGAAAUUGGAAACAGCAUCCAAGAACUUCAAAAGCAGUGGAACGAGCUCAGCAGAGCUCGACGUGAUUUGGAACGACAGAAGUCACUUCUCGAGGUGGAUCUCCGUCAAAACUUGCAGAUGAAGCUUGAUCAGCUCAACAGUCAGGCCUUUGAGAACUCAACAUCUGGAUCUUCAGCUGGAGGAUUGAAGGAGGCACAAAGAGAACUGAAGAAGGCACAAAAGGCACAGGAAGCCAUCGAGGCAAGUCUCCAAGAGGUAGAGGCCAAGAUGGAUGAUGCCCAGGCUAGUCUGGAGCAGCUGGACAACGAUAAAGCCCAGCGAGAGCAAGCGCAGCAAGAAAUUUCUGUAAGAAUCGAGAAGCAGCAGAAGAGGAUGGACAAGAGUCUUCGAAGAAAGGCUGUUUUGACCACACAAGCUGCGGAGUGUGCGCAGACCAUUCGUGAUCUGGGUGUCCUCCCUGAGGAAGCCUUCGACAAGUACGAGAACAUGGACCCCAAGACAGUGUCCUCCAAGAUCAAGCGAGUCAACGACGCACUGAAGAAGUACAAGCAUGUGAACAAGAAAGCUUUUGAGCAAUACAAUAACUUCACAACACAACAAGACCAGUUGAUGAAGCGACGCGAAGAGCUUGACACCUCUCAGGGGUCGAUCGAGGAACUGGUCGAGCAUCUUGAUCGCCGAAAGGACGAGGCUAUUGAGCGUACGUUCAAGCAAGUCUCUAGAGAGUUCACAACCAUCUUCGGCAAGCUGGUGCCCGCUGGCCAUGGUCGUCUGCUCAUCCAGCGACGUGCAGAUCGCCGCCAAGAACCUGCCGACGAGUCAGACGGAGAGGCGCGAGGGGCCGUUGAAAACUACACUGGUGUUGGAAUCAGUGUGUCAUUCAACUCAAAGCACCUUGACGAACAACAGAAGAUUCAACAGCUCAGUGGUGGUCAGAAGAGUUUAUGUGCUCUCUGCCUCAUCUUCGCUCUGCAAGCGACUGAGAGCAGUCCCAUGGUUAUCUUUGACGAGGUGGACGCCAACCUGGAUGCUCAAUACCGCACAGCUGUUGCAGCUCUCCUCGACUCCAUCUCGAACGAGAUUGGCACUCAGUUUAUCUGCACCACUUUCCGUCCUGAGAUCGUACAUGUUGCUGAUAGAUGUUACGGUGUGACGUUCCGCAACAAGACCAGUUCAAUCGACUGUGUCAGCACGGAGCAGGCUCUCGACUUCGUCGAAGGCCAAGCAAAGCCUGCUUAG